AAGUAUGAUGCGGUGGUGGGAGACAUUACUAUCGUGGCAAACAGGUCAUUGUACGUUGACUUCACAUUACCAUUUAUGGAGUCCACAGUGGUGAUAGUGGUGCCCAUAAGAAACAAUGCAAAGAAUAAUGCAUGGGUGUUCUUGAAGCCUUUAUUGCUCUUGAAGCCUUUAUUGCCGAACCUUUGGAUCAUGAGCUUUGUCUCCUUGUCCUUCAUAGCAUUUGUUAUCUAGUGCAAAUCUACGCGGCCAACUUAACUUCUCCUUUGACAGUUCAACAGUUUCAACCAACUGUGACUGACGUAAAUGAGUUGUUGAGGAAUGGGGAGAAUGUUGGGUACCAAGUUGGCUCCUUCACCGAGGAAAUAGUCCAAAGGUUGGCAUUCGACCGAUCCAAGGUGAAGAAAUUUACUUCGCUGGAAGUUCUUGAUGAACUAUUUACCAAUGGAAGCAUCGCAGCUGCUAUCGAUGAAAUUCCCUACAUGAACUUAUUUCUUACUAAUAAAAGCCAUUGCAACAAGUACCCCACCUUGACAAAGCCAACUUUUAGGACUGAUGGCUUUGGGUUUGUGAGUUCUCUUUCCUUCUUAGCCCUUUCAUUAUUCUUAAUCAAGCUGAUUUAAUCUCUAAAAUAAAUUUGUAAUUAAUAGAUCUUUCCAAGAGGUUCUCCUCUUGUAGCAGAUGUUUCAAGAGCAAUCCUUAAUGUCACUGGAAACUUUAGAACAGGGUAUAUUGAAAAUGCACGGAAGAAACAAACUAAUUGUCC
Messenger RNA from Rubroshorea leprosula, 763 nucleotides. The record is from the annotation of a GenBank genome assembly. NCBI's taxonomy places the organism in Eukaryota, Viridiplantae, Streptophyta, Magnoliopsida, Malvales, Dipterocarpaceae.